Molecule: messenger RNA, 1143 nt
Organism: Selaginella moellendorffii
Lineage: Eukaryota; Viridiplantae; Streptophyta; Lycopodiopsida; Selaginellales; Selaginellaceae
Product: neurofilament medium polypeptide
Exons: 3
Coding region: 1-729 (242 amino acids)
Source: RefSeq, a predicted model, not a curated record
AUGGGCUGUGGAGCAUCGAAAGAAAGCCCGCAGUCCGCAGCCAUAGAUCCAUCCCCGAUCGGUGACAGGAAGAAGGGCGCGAUUGCGACAGUGGACGGCGAGUGCUCGGAUCUCCGCGGUAAUGGCGGCGACGAUUUCGACUGCGACCCCGGGGACGAUUCGUCCGCCGCGGCUAGGGCUUCCAAGGCGGUGAGCUUGAUCGUCAGGACGUGCUCCCCGGAGCGGCAAUCUAGCCCGCCGCGGCAGGAAGAGGAGGAGGAAGCGCGGGGCCAGAGCGACGAGGAGGAGGAGGAGGAUGAGGGGAAUCAGGGAAUACUGAAAGCCGAGAGGGAGAAAGAGGAUCAUCACGGCGAUCUGGAGGAGGAUGGGAGUUCCGAGACGAUUGUGUCGCCGUCGAAGUCCCCGGAUCUGGCAGCGCUGGACGUGACAGAGAAGGAAUGCUGCGGCCAGGGUGUGGAUGAUAUUCUGCCAAAGGCCGCGGCGGCGGCGCUGGAAGCGAUCGUCAAGAGCGCCGAGGAUGACGUCCAGGCCAUGAAAGUCGUCGCGGCCGUGGCUGCGGUGGGGGACAUUCUCUUCGGUGGCAAGGAGGAGACCGAGACGAAGAUCGAGAAGUGCCAAACGAUCGUCAAAACUCUUGCCGAGGUGGAUGCCAAUACGAUCAAUGGAUUUUUGAAGCCGGAUCAACAAAACUUUCGUUUUCCAGGUGCUGAGAACUCAGCCCUGCCAUGAACAAGACUUCCAGCUAACAAUCAACCCGACGAGAUCGUCGAUGAGCACAGCGAGAACGAGAACGAGAACAUCGACAGCAAUUCCCCAAAGAGCAGCUUCCUCUUCGACUACUGCCAGAAGCUAAACAACUACAGGAUUUCGCCGCCGUCUACAGCGUCGGCCUCGUCCUCCGAGGCCGACACACUGUCCAUGGUCCAGGAUUUCCUGGAGGAAAUCGACCUCACCAAGGAUUACGUGGAGCUCCCGCCCACGCCUAAAGUUUCCUCAAAGUCCAAGAACAGCAGCAAGAUAAAGCAACUCACUUUCUCAGAUGCUGUGAUAUGACAUCAGAACCAGUGCCAUUUCUCAAUAUUUUCAAUCUUAUGAGUUGAAUGCACUGGCAAUUCUAAAAAUAAUUCAUUUUUCAAUUAAAAA